Messenger RNA from Aphanomyces invadans, 2364 nucleotides. RefSeq lists its product as hypothetical. The transcript is spliced from 10 exons. Gene Ontology annotation, biological process: attachment of mitotic spindle microtubules to kinetochore; mitotic spindle assembly checkpoint signaling. Lineage: Eukaryota; Oomycota; Saprolegniomycetes; Saprolegniales; Verrucalvaceae. The coding region runs from base 16 to 2316 and encodes 766 amino acids. The record is from RefSeq and is a predicted model, not a curated record. Gene Ontology annotation, cellular component: kinetochore; mitotic spindle; nuclear envelope.
AUUCGCUGCAGGUUGAUGGAUAGGACGGGCAACGGGUAUCAAACCUUGAUGGAAAGUACGCGGGAGUUGUCGCCGAUUCCGCAUGCGAAUGCAUCAGUGCACCAGCUCGAAACUAGCUCUAUCACCCUCGGAAGUGCUUCUGAAACGGGCCAUGACGAAGGAAUCCCUAUGACAGCAGAAUGGAGCGACGAAUCCCGCGAUCUCAAACGUGGACGCGACUCGAGUGACGAUGUGGUCAAUCAUCAUCCAAUCGAAGGGCCAAAUCCCUCCAUGAGGUCUGCUCGAAACCCCGGCGAGACAUGUUCAGGUGGUCCGAACGACCUCACAACGAACGCUGCGUCUGGAGCCUCGAAGAGUGUGCUUCCAGGGUCGAACUUGCCAGGGAUUUCAGGAGCGAAGCGUCAACGAACUGAAAUGGAGAGUGCAGCACUGAAUCGGGUUGAAACCCUGCGACGUGAGCUGGAAGCGGCUCGACUUCUCGAAGCGCGCAUGCGCCACAAGCAUGAAAUGGAGUUGGCAGACAAGGAUGCCGAACUGGAGAAGAUCAAACGGCGCCUCAAGCUUACGAUGACCGAAGAAAGCGAGACUCAAGCAAAUUAUCGCCGAGCGAAGACUGAACUCUUUGAACUGCGACAAGCCCAAGACUCCCUUCGCCUCGAAUUCGAUGCUGCAUUGCAGAACAAGGACGAUCAUGUCGAAGAGUUGCAAGAUCACCUUCGGUCAAAGGAGGAAGCAUUCAAGCGUGCGGAGAUCGAAGCACAGCAGAAGAUCUCGUCCCUCGAGGAGAAAUUAGCCCUCGUGGCAGCGCAAGCCGAGCCAUCAUCGUUGCGAUCGUCGGUGGUGCAAUCGGAGGUCCGUCUCCUUCGCGAACAACUUGCAGAAAAGACGAUUCUCGCUACGAAUGCGAUGGAAAGGCUGAAAGCGGCCGACGAGACGAUCAAGGAAGCCAAUGACAUUCGUGAGUUGCGCCGGCGUCUCGAUGAGCUGGAGCGCGCAGAAGGAAAACAUCUUGAAGAGCUUCGCCAUUUGCGACACCAACUCAAGAGCCAUGCUGCAUUGGAAGAGAAGGUUGCGAGUUUAUACCGUGCGCAAGAACUGUCGGAGCAACAACUUCAAGAGGCGUUUGCCAUUCGAGCGGUGCAUGACGAUUUAGUCGAAGAACAAAAACAAUGGAAGGCUGUGUUUGAGCCCGUGUUUGCUGACCCCAAAAAAGGCAUCUCGGAAAAGCUCGCGGCUGAACACCCCGCGAAAGCCAUAUGCCAGUUAUUUGCGAUCCAACAGCAUGAUUUGGAAACACUGAUCGACGAGCGACAUCAACUGGAGCGCCAAGUCCAGUCAUUGCAAAGUACGGUGGACGCCAUGACGAAAGAGCAAUUGACGUUGCAAUCGACUAUUGCUCAACUCGAAGCCACCGACGCUGAUCGAAUGGAAAAGAUGAACGUGACGGCGCGGUCAGCCUCUCGCCUCCAAAACACAAACAGCGACUUGAUUACAUUGCUCAAGUCCUUUGAAGCCACUGGUGGCGGGUCCGACGACCAACUGGCGCUCGUCCAACAACUGGAAACGUCCCUCAAGAACGCCGAAGAGACGAUUGCGACCCUCCAAGUCACUCAGCAAACGCUGCCAUCGCCCGCAUUGCUGGCGAAAACGAAAGGUCGAGUCACCGAGUUGGAGGAAGCCCUCCGUCAAGAAAAGAUGACGUCGCUACAGCUUCAAGCGCACCUGGAGCAGGUGCAAGCAAACGCAGCUCUCGUUGAACGCAGGUUGGCCAAGGGCGCAGUCAACCAAGACUCGACCAAAGUGUUGCCACUUUCUACGAACCCCAUGAGCGCAUCCAAAUCAAAGCUAGAGACUGCCGAAAUGGCCGAACUACGCAGGGAAAACGAGCGGCUCAAGGAAAUUGUGCAAAAUGUGAACGUGCAAACGCCUGGUCCAAAAACGAUUCUUCCGACGCCGAUGAAAAGCGCGUCGACGUCACACGACACCAUCGAGGGUUUGCAAAAGAUGAACCAGCGGCUAAAAGAAGUGUUCCGAGAACAAAUUGCCAAGUACCGCGACGCUGUGUACCAAUGCACGGGGUACAAGGUCGACCUCAAGUACCCCGAGUUGCUGCUUCGAAGCAUUUACGCUGAAAAUGAAGGCGACGAGAUCAAGUUUCAGUUCAACAACGGCGAGUUGGAGCUGCUUGAGACGCCGUUCGUCGCUGGACUGGAUCAGCGCAACAUGGCGUACUUGACCAUCUGCAACUCGAUUCCGGCCUUUCUCAGCGGCGUCACUCUAGCGCUGUUUGAAAAGCAAACGUACCAGGGGAACUGACAAAAAGCGACGCAGGAAUAACGUGGAUGAACUGAUGGAUUACUUGGC